This is a messenger RNA of Didymodactylos carnosus, 1062 nucleotides long. The record is from the annotation of a GenBank genome assembly. Lineage: Eukaryota; Metazoa; Rotifera; Eurotatoria; Philodinida; Philodinidae.
AUGCGGCAUAUUUUGAUUUGCUCAUUAGCAUUACUUAUUAAUGUUAAUCAAUAUGUAUUGUUAGAUCAAACAAAAUGUAACACUGUAAGUUUUAAUAAACCUUUUCAAUUAUCAUCGUCAUGUUUUCAAGUUUAUAAUACGAAAUUUAAAUCAAUUAUCGGUGUUUGGUUACCACAAACAAAUUCGAUAUUAUUUACAAGUAAUAGACAAGGUGAUUUAAACACAAGUAAUCAAUGGAUUGAUAUUUAUACAAUUAAUCUUUAUGAUGGACGUGUUAAAAAUAUAACAGGAGAACUAACACGUUUAAAUGGUCAUCGUCAUCUAAUGGCAAAUGGUGGUACUGGUAAUUAUAAUAGAAAAUCGAUUCUUCUUUGUUCUCAAGGUUAUCGUUCUAAUGGUGGUUCAAUUAUUGAAAUAACGCAUGAUUUUAAUCGUCUUGUACCAAUUAUAACACAAUAUAAUAAUUUAUCAUUAAAUAGUCCAAAUGAUGUUAUUAUUUCAGAUAAAGAUCAAUCAAUAUGGUUUACUGAUCCACAAUAUGGUUUUAUGCAGAACUUUCGUUAUGGUCAACCUCAAUUAGAUAAUAAUGUUUAUAGAUUUGAUAUAAAUGGAAAUAUUCAAAUAUUAAUUAAUGAUCUUGUUAGGCCAAAUGGUGUUGCAUUUAAUUCAGAAGAAACAAUUUUAUAUGUUACAGAGAGCGGUUAUGCUCUUGGAAACGGUUCGAUUAAUUCACAAGUACCACGUGCUAUUUACUCUUAUCAGAUAUAUCGUCAACGAUAUAAAAAUAUUUAUCUUUAUAAUAAACGUUUAUUAACACAUGUACAACCGGGAAUACCGGAUGGAAUUAAAGUUGAUCAAAAUGGUUAUUUGUAUGUUGGUUGUGGCGAUGGAGUACAAAUAUUCGAUGAUAAUGGUGCACUAUUAGGGAAAAUAAUUCUACCAAACUCAAAAUCUGGCGUUGCCGGUCUUGUUUUAGCUGGCAAAAAAUUAGUUAUGCUAGCUGAAACAGAAAUCUGGACAGUUGAUUUACGCUGUCAUAAAUGUAAAACAACAUUAUUGUAA